UGGGAGCUUUAAAUUGCGCUAUAGAACAGCGUCCGGUACAGUGUGCGCCCUGUGCGGUGAUAGAGCGGCUCACGGCGGAUCAUGGUGCGCACAAAGGCAGACAGCGCGGGCCCCUCCACCGGCAGCUACAGGAAAGCUGUUGCUGCUAGGGCACCAAGGAAAUCAUUUGGGGCCACAACUAGUUCCUCAAGUAAUGUGACCUCUCCUUCUGGGAAAAAAUCUGAAGGCAAAUAUGCAGGGGGAAAUCCUGUAUGUGUUCGACCUACACCAAAAUGGCAAAAAGGUAUAGGAGACUUCUUUGGGUCUCCAUCUACAAGCCUUCCUGAGAAGGAAAACCGUAUACCAUCUGAUGAUGAAGAGGAAGCUGGUGGCAGUGGAAUUGGGAAAGCACCAAGGAAAUCUCGCCGUUUGCCUGAAGACGAUGGUUCAGAUGAAGAGUGAAACAAGAUUUGACUUAAUGUAAAUUUGUAAAUAAAACGUGCUUUUUUGUACAGAUGUUUCCAGUGUAUUUACACAAUGCGUCAAUAUUAGUCGCAUUUUAGCUGUUAGUCUUCUUUUUAAUGUGCCUUUAAAUGCUUCUGAUAACAUUAAAUGGGCUUCUCCUGUCUAUAGAUAUUGAUGACCUAUCCUUAGCAUAGGUCAUAAAUAUCUGGGGGUCCAAAAUCACCCCCACUGAUCAGCUAUUUGCAGCAGCUGGAGCUGACACAUGGUGCUGGAAGCAUAGCUAUGGGUGUAGGUGUUGGGGGGGAGGGGUUCCCCCCCCCACUGUUUUGAUAUUGAUGCCUAUUCUAAUGUCAUCAAGUUCUAUAAGCUGGGAACCUCUGUAAAUGUUACACAUUUUGCGGUCUUAUAUAAGACUAGUGGAAUUCAACAGUUUUUUAACUUUGUCUGGAGUGUCAACUUGGAGGGCCUAUAUUACUAAGCCAUGGUAUAUUUUUCAGAGCUGUAAAACCAGUCUAAUAAAAUAAUUAUCAAAGAC
This is a messenger RNA of Bufo bufo (common toad), 979 nucleotides long. RefSeq names its product PCNA clamp associated factor (gene PCLAF). Gene Ontology annotation, molecular function: chromatin binding. NCBI's taxonomy places the organism in Eukaryota, Metazoa, Chordata, Amphibia, Anura, Bufonidae. Gene Ontology annotation, biological process: regulation of cell cycle; translesion synthesis. The transcript is spliced from 4 exons. The record is from RefSeq and is a predicted model, not a curated record. Gene Ontology annotation, cellular component: nucleus. The coding region runs from base 82 to 441 and encodes 119 amino acids.